UGUUUCAGAAAGGACUUGGCAGAUAAACAGAUGAACACUUUGCUUCUGUCAGUGUGGUGAAAUUUUGCACUGGUGCAGAUGAAUGUGAUUCGGUUUUGACUGAUGUUAGAGCACUUGAGGAAAGUGGUAUCACUUUACGCUUUAAUGCCAGACCCCCCCCCUCACACACACACACACACACACACACACACACUCUCACUAGUGACUCAGCAACAGACUCUUGCCCUACGAUCUGCACCAAGUGAAACUCUCCACACAGACACCAUUGCAUAUAAACAACUUGGAGCUUGCUUCAAAAUAACUUGCUUAUAAAUAGACCAUCAACUAUCCAAACGGGGAUUUCCUUUGAUACCCAGUGCAUAGCAGUGAUUGUGUAACAACCAGAGAGCUGCAGACCAGACACAGAGCGAGGAAGGACAUUUAGAAGACAACACCAUCCAGAAAACUACCAUAAUGUCAGGCGAUCAACCCUCUUCACCUUCCAGCGACUCCUUGUGCCCAGGCUGCCAGGGUGAAGGGUCGCUGCUGCUGCCCUGCGGACACACUCUGUGCCAGGCUUGCCUGCAGCUGUGUCGGGAGGAGCUGGGACAGGACGGGCCGGGCUGUACAGAGUGCUACGGCCGCGAGCUGCUGGACAGCGUGCUGAAGGGGCUGCUCGACUCGCUGUUUCAAGGGCAGCCGCGGCGGGUGGGGAACGGCGUGGAGGGCGGAGAGACGGCGGAGGAUGGAGAUCUGUGCAGACAGCAUAGAGAGAGACUGACUCAGUACUGUAUGGAGGACGAGGAGCUGAUCUGUGAUCAGUGUCAGGGAGCGGAACAUGAAGCUCACGAGUGCGGCUCCAUAGAAGAGGCCACAGAACACUGUAAGAGGGAGGUGAGAGCAGCUCUCAGACCCCUGCAGGAGAAACUGGAGAUGUUGAACACAGCCAAGCAGACCUGCCAGGAAACUUCAGAACACAUCAGGAGACAGGCCCAGAACACCGUGCGUCUGAUAAAGGAGAACUUUGAAAAGCUCCAUCAGUUCCUGCAUGAUGAGGAGAUCUCCAUGCUGAGAGCCCUGAGUGAGGAAGAGGAGAAGAAGAGCCAGAAGAUGAAGGAGAAGAUGGACAAACUGACAGAUGAGAUCAUGACCUUAAGAGAAGCCAUUAGUUCAACAGAAGAGGCCAUGAGCGCUGAUGACAUGGCAUUUCUGAAGAACUACAAGAAGACUUCAGAACGGAUGGACUGCACUGUUCAGGAUCCAGUGGAAAUCUCUGGAGCUUUGAUUGAUGUGGCCAAACACAUCGGCUCGCUCAAGUUCAGAGUGUGGGAGAAGAUGCAGACCGCCGUCACGUACACUCCCGUGAUCCUCGACCCCAACACUGCAGACGUCUGCGUGGCUCUGUCUGAUGACCUCACCAGCAUCCGCUACACGGAGGAAGACCAGCAGGUCCCGGACAACCCCGAGCGCUUCUGCUUCUACGAGUGCGUCCUGGGCUCCGAGGGCUUGGGCUCCGGCCGGCACAGCUGGGACGUGGAGGUGGGCGACUGCAGCGAGUGGGCACUGGGGGUGGUGAAAGAAAGCGUGCAGCGUAAAGAGUGGUUCCCGCCGAGCCCCGAGCGCGGCAUGUGGACCAUCUGCCUGUACGGAGGAGAGUACCGCGCGCGGACGGCCACCAGCGCUCCUCUGACGCUCAAGAAGAAACCUCAGAAGAUUCGGGUUCAGCUCGACUGGGAGGCCGGCAGGGUCAUGUUCUCAGAUGCCGGAGACAACUCUCUGCUCUACAAGUAUAAGCACAAGUUUACAGAAAAAGUGUUUCCAUAUUUCUCCAACACAUGUAAAAGACAUCCGCUGCAUAUUUUAGCAGAGAAGGUGUCUGUGUACACAGAGUAACUCGACACAUUUCAUGAUACACACUUUUCUGAGCCGGGAGGACUGAGGUAGUACAAGAAUGACUUAAAGGGAUAGAUCACCCAAAAAUGACAAUUCUGUCAUCAUUUACUCACUCUCAGGUUGUUCCAAACCUGUACGAAUUAUUAUGCUGAACACAGAAGAUAUUUUGAAUGUGGGGAACCAAUCAGCUGACAAAAGCUUAUUAUUAUUUUUUUUUAAGUUAACAAUUUUCAUUUUUGGGUGAACUAUCAUUUUAAGUAUACACUACCGUUUUUUAAGGAAAUCAGUAUUUUUAUUCAGCAAGGAUGCAUUAAAAUGAUCUGAAGUAGCAGUAUGUUUAUUGUAAAUUAUUUUCUUUUGAACUUAUCAAAGAAAUCUGAAAAAAAAGUUUUCACAAAACUAUUAUUCAGCAAAAGUUUUCAACAUUGAUAAAAAAUGUUUCUUGAGCAGUAAAUCAGCAUAGACUGAUUUCUGAUAGAUUGAUUUCACAUGUUAAAUUGUUAUAAU
Cyprinus carpio (common carp) is the source of this 2379-nucleotide messenger RNA. RefSeq names its product E3 ubiquitin-protein ligase TRIM39. NCBI's taxonomy places the organism in Eukaryota, Metazoa, Chordata, Actinopteri, Cypriniformes, Cyprinidae. Gene Ontology annotation, molecular function: protein binding; zinc ion binding. The record is from RefSeq and is a predicted model, not a curated record.